Molecule: messenger RNA, 1050 nt
Organism: Ylistrum balloti
Lineage: Eukaryota; Metazoa; Mollusca; Bivalvia; Pectinida; Pectinidae
Exons: 4
Coding region: 1-1050 (349 amino acids)
Source: RefSeq, a predicted model, not a curated record
AUGUCGUCAACGUCUGUCUUAGGUAAAAAUCCUAAUACUAUUGAUAUGGCCCCGGGUCAUGGUAGUAUCGUAGAUGGAGUUGAUGCCGAAGUACUUCUCAAUAGCAAUGCAAAUAUACACGGCAUAAUCAACAUCAGGGACCCUGGAACCGCCAAAUCACCAUCGGUAAACUCAUUAUUAGGGAACACAAAGUUAGAAAAUACCAAAAAUAGGACACCUUACCCAAGAUUCCACGCGUCAGGAAGAGCUAACGAUAUUCAUUUUGGGGCGCAUCGAAUGGAGAUUAAAAGUGUGAAUGGAGAGGCGAGACCAGUGGAAGAAAUUGGGUCAAGUACCCAGGAAUAUGUAAAGGUUCCUAAGGGAUCUAAAGGUAACAAAAUUGUGAAUCAAAGUGCUAUCAAGACAGAGAACAAUGGGUUGAAUAUUGCAGGAAACAAAAACAUCGUGCAGUCUCAAGUAGGCACCGACAAGGCUAGUACUAGUACUACAUCGAACUCGUGGUCAGAAUAUAGUCCCAAUCCACCGCAUAAAGAUGCUAACACAAAACGCACCACACAACCAACGUUCCUUGAAGCAGCAGGAAACCGAGCCGGACUCAACAAAGGUGAGGGAGAACAACAAACCGCGUCGGACACCGCAGGACCUCAGUCGGGCGCUCAGAUACAACCGAAAGCACUACGUAGAACACAAGGACCAAACCCUGGAGGAUUUGGCGCUUCAUGGAUGGAAGGCAUGGGUGGGACAGGGGCAUGGAAAGCAGCUGCGAGAAAGGAAGCACGAGAAUUAGUUUUGGAAAAAGAGGGACAUUGGAGAUCGGUGAAUAUCACUACCAUAGGCAGAAAGAGCGACAUGUGUCCUGUCUAUGACGUCACGUAUCAGGAGAACGCCGUUAUUCUCUCUACUGGGCACAACUCGUGUAAAAUCGUUAUCACAUGGCACCAGAGACCGAAAAGUCGCCCAUUUCAGCAGCAGACGCCGUUUGGUAUGACCAACCACUUUGUAACGAGGAUGCGUUACGUUCCUGUGGUGACUUAUGUGAAUGCCAGAUGA